UAAUAGUCGCCCAUCAUGCAAAAAGUUCCUUUAUAAGGCCGGGCCGAGGACCACUUGGACACAAUUCGUUCCAGCCAUCUGCACGAGCACCUACCUUCGAGCAGCAUACCUACGGAACACCGUCGUCGUCUUCGUCAGAUAACCACCAAAAUCAUCUCCAAUAUGAAGGUCUUAUGUAUCACUUUACUUUUGGUCGCCUCGGCGUUCGCUGAAACCAAGGAACAGCCGACGAAACGUAGCUACGAAUUUGGACACGCUGGAUCCUCUCUAGGAUACGGAUCUGGUUAUGGAUACGGAUCUGGAUUUGGAUACAAAUCUGGAUAUCAAUCAGCAUACCCAUCAUCCUACUCAGCUUACUCAGGUGCAUACCCCGCAGUGUCAUACUCAUCUUACCCAGCCGUUUCCAAAGCCUCAUACUCAGCCUACUCUGGUGCCUACCCAGCAUCUUACUCCGCUAACUCUGCUGCCUUCCCAGCAUCUUACUCGUCGUCUGCCUUCCCUGCAUCUUACUCAGCCAACUCUGUAGCCUACCCAGCAUCCUACUCCGCUAACUCUGCUGCCUUCCCAGCAUCUUACUCGUCGUCUGCCUUCCCGGCAUCUUACUCCGCCUACUCCGCUGCCUACCCAGCAUCUUACUCCGCUAACUCUGCUGCCUUCCCAGCAUCUUACUCUGGAUACUCCGCUGCCUACCCAGCAUCUUACUCGACCUACUCAGCUGCAUCUCCGGCUACCUCUUUCUACAGUGCCUCCCCAGCAUCUUACUCAGCUCACUCUGCUGCAUACCCAGCAUCUUACUCAGCAUACUCCGCUGCCUACCCAGCAUCUUACUCGACCUACUCAGCUGCAUCUCCAGCCUCAGUAUACGGUGCUUACCCAGCAUCUUACUCUGCAUACUCUGGAGCAUCUCCUUUGGCAUAUUCUGCCAACUCUGCUGCUGCCGUGAACAGCGCUGAAUUCGUAUCAAGCACAGUUGCACCAAAAGCUGCAUCUUACGGCGCAACAGAAUACUUGGGAUCUCAGACUUUCAACAUCAACAAAAAAUAGACGACGACAAAAUAUUUAUGAAACGAAAACGUAACAAUGCUAAUCAAUGAAUAAUGUGUGUUUUUAGAAUUAUAUUCUAAAUACAAAAUAAAAUAAAAAAUAAAUAAAUACAUUUAUUUUAAAA
Molecule: messenger RNA, 1168 nt
Organism: Aphis gossypii (cotton aphid)
Lineage: Eukaryota; Metazoa; Arthropoda; Insecta; Hemiptera; Aphididae
Product: prisilkin-39-like
Exons: 3
Coding region: 163-1044 (293 amino acids)
Source: RefSeq, a predicted model, not a curated record